AUGUGUUCUCAACAGGUUCCUCCUGGGCUCUCUGAAGAGGUCCCAAAGAGCAAUCAAAGGGCAUCAGGAAAGAAACAGACUGAAGAACAAAGUAUUAAAGACUGGAACUAUGACAUGGAAAAUUUCAUCAGCAAUGAAGAUCCUCCUGCUGCACAUGAGAUCCCAGAAGCUGAGAAGCAAAAUGCUGCAGCAGUGGCCCAGACCUUAAUGGCACAAAGAUCCCAUGAAGCCAGGGGAAGAAACAGCAUCUGGAAGACCCUUGGUGAAGUUUAUCAAGUGCCUCAACAGAUGGAGCUGGUCACCAAGCCACCAUUUGGAUCCCUUGGAGGAAGAUUUCCAGAUUUGUCCUUUUCUUUCAAUGCUGACCCAAAUAUGCCACACUCUGGGGGUCCAAGGGCAGUUGAUGGAAAGGACUUGGGCUAUGAUCCCAGCAAGAUUCUGGUGCUCAGGGAUGUUGGUGAAGUUGUGGUGCCUGAUGCCAAGAAGCAGAAAAAAUGAGAGGCACACUCAGAGUUUGUUGGUUGAUGACAAAUGCACUGAACAAUGAGUUAAAUGGCAACCAA
Notodromas monacha is the source of this 563-nucleotide messenger RNA. The record is from the annotation of a GenBank genome assembly. NCBI's taxonomy places the organism in Eukaryota, Metazoa, Arthropoda, Ostracoda, Podocopida, Cyprididae.